ACCGUAAUGACCAAUAAAAUCAUUAAAAAGACAGAAAGUCAGAAAGACCUACUGACCAUUGAUCAACCCAUUACCUAUUUACCUUUGGACCAUAGUCAACAUAGGAAAAUAAUCACCUUGCACAUCACUAAAGAAGUAAAAUAAGAUUUUAUUAUGUGGAGUUUGUCUAAUAAAGCUGGUAAAAUGUGUAGUUUCUAAAUUGUAAUGAGUAAUGAUGCUUUCUUAUGGUUAAUAGACACUGUGUACUACUUACCAAGUGGUGGAAGUUACACUAUCGGGAGAAAAAGUACUGAUAUAAUAAUUUUAGAAGACCAGUCUAUCAGCAGACUCCAUGCCCUUAUUACUGUUAAGGAUAAUAAUGUUGUCCUAAAGGAUGAGAAGUCCAAAUUUGGUACAGAAGUCAAUGGUUGCAAGCUAUCUUCAGAGCAAGUGUUAAGUAAUGGCGACAUUAUCAAGUUUGGCCAAGGGACUACUUCUUUUAAGUUGAAAAAGCAGGAAUUAGUGUUUUGCUAUUCUAACAUGACAAGUAAUGUGAAAGAACAGGUUUCAGCUAUUGUUGAAAAACUAGGAAGCAAAAUAGUUUCAAAUUGGUCUUCUUCUUGUACUCAUCUUGUAAUGACAGCUGUCACUAUUACAGCUAAAGUUGUUAAUGCACUCUCCUCCUGCUGUCCAAUUGUGUCUGUAGCAUGGUUAGAAGAGUCCCUCAAAUGUUUAGAUCAGAAGAAGGUGUUGCCAUCUUCAGAUAAUUAUGUGCCAGAGGUUGUUGAUCCUAAUUUACUACAAUCGCAACAUGCUAAUGUGUCAUUGAAGCCUAUGCUGAUGCGUCGUAGACUUUUUUCAGAAAAGAACAUUUACUUUCUUAUUAAAAAGCAAUAUUUGAUGUUGCAAUACUGUCUUAAAGCUGCAGGUGGCAAACCACAUCUUAUUACUGAUGUUACUGAUGAAAGAAUCAAACUAUUAGCAGAUGAUAAUGCCUUGGUCAUUGAUCCUUUAGUCAGUGGGCCUCUCUUUUCCAAAGUGAAAAAUACCUUGAAACUAUCUAAUUUAAGGCUCAUUUCUGAAUCUGAAAUAGGUUAUGGUAUACUCCACUGCUCAAUAUCUCACUACUGUAAUGCUAAAUCUUUAGAAGGUUGCUCCCAAAUUCCACCUCAGCUUCCUCCUUCUCUUUCGAUUCCUUAUACUCAACCUUCUGUUGGCAAUGACACUAUUCUGGCACUUAAUAGUGAAGCACUUAAUUCUCAGACCAGUACGAGGGAAAUUCAGGGUAGUACAAGAGAAGGAACUGUGCUUGAAAUUGAUGAAACUAUAUUAAGGGACCAAACUCCAAGUAAUGCAACUUUAAUGUCACAUUCAAUACAAGUUUCAGGAAGAAAAGUUGCUCGGUCAUCAAAUGAAACUAUUUUAGCUCCUGAUUCACUGACACUUACUCAAAAUAUUUCUAGUCAGAAAAGGCAAAGAUUGGAUAGUGGUGAAUGUAGCUUUUCAAAAAAGACAAAGUUGAGUCAAUCAGAAUCUGAAAACUUUUUAGCAACACCUCAUUCUAUUCCAAAUGUGCCUCUGACUUCUACAUUUUUGAGCUCACGAAAUGCAAGCCCUCAAAAAAUUUCCUUACCGGAUUUUGAAGUCUCUGAUGCUGUGGCUUCACCUAGAACUCAAUUCAAGAAAAAUGUAGAGCCAUCGUCUGGUGCAGAUUCGAGCAUGUUUGCUGGUUUGUUAACUCAAAGACGUAAAGUAGAAUGUGCUACCUCUAAAGACACUAUGCCAUCAAGUAAUCAUUGGGACACUCACUCAGAUCAAGAAAUGAAGCAUACUGAAGCAUUACAAAAAUUGCAGUCUAGUAUGAACAUAUCUUGUGAUGGCUUUAUUUCUGCUAGGCAACCUCAUACACAGGUUCCAAAAAGGGAAGAAAUACCUGAAGAAGAAAGACUUCCUACAGAAGUUAUAAUUGAAACUGUUGGAUUAGUCAGAAAGCUUAUUCCUAGUAGUAAUUCAGUCAAUACACAUGUAAGGUGCAUUAGAAAUUUCAAGACUUUUAAAAAAGUAACACAUCCUCGAAAUCAUUCCAGUGUCAGUAGGCUUAUUGGUGGAGCAGAUCUAUUUAUUUCAUCUCUGCAAAGAGCAUUGUAAUAAAAAAACUCUGAUUUACAGAAACUGUUAUUUAAAAAGGAAUUAUAAUUAAGUAUUGCAAAAAGUCAAGUAGUUCCUACGAUACUGUAA
This is a messenger RNA of Amphimedon queenslandica, 2217 nucleotides long. RefSeq names its product nibrin-like. Gene Ontology annotation, molecular function: protein binding; damaged DNA binding. The coding region runs from base 205 to 2127 and encodes 640 amino acids. Gene Ontology annotation, cellular component: Mre11 complex. NCBI's taxonomy places the organism in Eukaryota, Metazoa, Porifera, Demospongiae, Haplosclerida, Niphatidae. Gene Ontology annotation, biological process: double-strand break repair via homologous recombination; mitotic G2 DNA damage checkpoint signaling. The transcript is spliced from 15 exons. The record is from RefSeq and is a predicted model, not a curated record.